UAUAAAUGUUUAAAUAGUCCUGACAUUGCUCAACUGUGUAUUCGGCAUGCUACCAACAGAUGAUCCCAAAGGAAAAGACCAGCCUUUAUUAUUACAAAGACCCCAUAUUUCAUAUACUGCAAUCUUGGAGCACAUGACAAAUGUUUACAAAAGACCAAGAACAGAGCCAUUCCCUUUCCUGGACAGAGAGUCAAACUUCAGCCUUUUACCUAAAAUUACUACAACCGAUAAAGUUGUAUCCGCUACCAUGGAGAGCUGCGUAUUCAAAAGUGUUUUAACCUGUGGAGGAGGUUAUGGCCUUGGAGCAGUGCUUGGUUUAUUCAUGUAUGGAGUGGAAUCGCCUGUCACUGAUCCAUCUAAAAUUCCCACUGUGCGAGAAACGAUACGUGAAAUGAGGACUAGGAUGCAUUCAUCUGGAAAAACAUUUGCUUUUGUUGGAGCAAUGUUUUCUGCAACUGAAUGUGCUUUGGAAACGUAUCGCGGAAAAUCUGACCCAAAAAAUACACCUGCUGCUGGGUUUAUCACCGGUGGUCUUCUUGGCUUGCGAGGUGGAAUUCAAGCAGGAUUAUUUGGUGGACUUGGAUUUGCGGCAUUUUCAUUCCUUAUAGAUUAUUACCUUUUGCAUCGUCAUUCAUGACACUGUUACAAUGAUAUAUGUAAAUCUGUCUCAAAAAGAGGUAUGUUGCUGCAUGAAAACUGAGAUUGAGUGGUCAUGUGCUGCUGGCAGAAUGGUUUCUGAAAACCACAAUGGAAAGAAUUUUGAGUUUGGAUGGCUGGUUCUCCUCCGUUGAUUAACUGAAUAAUAGUUUCUUCUAUGACGAAUUGUCUCUGUUACUUAUUAACUUAUUAAUCCUUAACCUCAACGCACUGGCAAAAACUGACUGAAUGGGAGUUGCAGAAUGGAUCUUAUGAAAGAUAACUGUAUGCUUCAUUCUCAAUGCCCACUUUAUAUUUAUGAAGACCUGGUAGCAAUAUAGUAAAGCCAUAUGUUCAG
Messenger RNA from Styela clava, 994 nucleotides. Lineage: Eukaryota; Metazoa; Chordata; Ascidiacea; Stolidobranchia; Styelidae. The record is from RefSeq and is a predicted model, not a curated record.